CGUUCAUGACUUCCAGUCGGUGGGAGGUCAGGCUCUCGGCGAGAACGAUACGACGCACGUCGUUAUUUUUCUUUUUCCCUCUAUCGUUCUCGGCCUUCCUCCCACCGCCUUCCUCUUACCGCUCUCUCUCUCUCUCUUUCUCUCUUUUUUCUUCGUUGGCCACCGUUUCGCACUCUUGCCCACUUCAACCAUUCGACGACGUUGCACCGGCUGUUGCACCUGGAAAGUCGCGAAUGAUGCAAACAAAAUCGUGCCGACAAGUGUCUACGUGUUGUGCGACGACGUAUACCUGCUGUCUGUGUCGCGACGGACGACUUAAAAGACGAUUCGAAGCAUUAAUCUACGUUUGUGGAAAGUGGAGCGUCUAGUGAGUGUGCAUUUUUUCAGUGGCAAAGUGCAUUGAUGAACAAUUGGUACGCCGAUAACGUAACUAAAACACACUGAAAAAGUAACUGUUUACUGUGGAUACUAAGAGAAUAUUAGAUCGUGAUUAAGCGAAAAGUGUUUAAGUGUUUGGUGAAAAUAUAAGCAGCUUGCAAUAUGAACUCACAUUGAACUCUCUGCUAAACAGCUCUUUACGAGCGCUUGUGAGCACGCACAUAUGACUAGGCUCACGUGUAAUCGGACCUGUCACUGCAAAUACAAUGCGACCAUAAACGUCAUAAUCCUCCUUCUCGAUACUUCUUUAUGUCGCAAUGUGCACGUUUGUAAAACAAAUUUAAAAAUAGAUUUCAAUAACCAACAUCCGCACGAGUGUGCCGUGCUGCGAUAACGAUUCCACAAAAUUAAGUCGAUACUCGAGGCGAACGAUUCGUUGUAACGAUUAAAUUAACUGAAUGUAUAUGUGUGUGUGUAUGUGAACGCCGCCAAAACUUACAUUGCAAGUGUAACAUUAUAAAUCGUUUAUUUUGCUGAUAAUAACAUUAUAAAAAUUAUUCGUUAUAUUAUAUGUGCAUGAAUAUUGUGAACCAUUUAAUUUCAGAAAUGUUAUAAAAAGUUUCAAUUAAAGAUUUUUUUCAUCAUAUAUAAAAAGGUGAAAUUAUAAAGUAUUUAACUUCGUAAAUUAAGAAAAGGUUUUUCUUUAAAAACUUGUGCGUCGAAUAGAAGUCGAAGAUGUUUGACGUCGCGACAGUGUUACUGGAUCAUCCUCUUCUGCUAGUCGGGUUCGUCCUCGGUGGCUUGUACCUUUACUUUACGGCGACAUUCAAUUUUUGGGAAUGUCGCGGCGUACCAUUCAAGAAGCCGACUGUGCUAGUCGGCAACUUCGCUUCUAUGCUACUGUUCCGCACGUCAGUACCGGAAGUCGUCGAGGAGAUGUACCAGUGGUUCAAGGAUGAAAGGUUCUUCGGUGCAUUUCGCGUAAGAUCACCUGUGUUGAUAUUACGCGAUCCCGAUCUGGUGAAAAGCGUAUGUGUGAAGGAUUUCGCUUGCUUCUCCAAUCGUGGAAUUCCGAUCAAUAACUCUCAGGACCCGCUCUCCGGACACCUGUUCAAUCUCGAAGGGCACAAGUGGAAGGGCCUCAGGUCGAAAUUGACGCCCGCGUUCUCGUCGGGCAAACUCAAGCGGAUGUUCUACCUGCUGGUGGAGUGCGGCGAGGAGCUGCAGAAGCUCAUCGACGCGAGCUGCAACGCGGAUCGAACUAUGGUCGAGAUACGGGAGCUGGCGGCGAAAUUCACCAUCGACGUCAUCGGCAGCUGCGCCUUCGGCAUACAGAUAAAUGCGCUCACCAACGAGGAAUCCGAGUUUCACAGGGCGGCGAAGAGACUCUCAAAGCCGAGUUACAAGGCCACCCUCUGGAGGAUGCUACGAACGGCCGUGCCGAGGCUGUACAGGUGGCUGGGAGUGCAAGUCAUUGAUCCGAGUGUCACCAGGUUCUUCAAGGACGUGGUUUCGCAAAUGAUCAGGCAGAGAGAAAAAAAUGGCACGAAGAGGCACGAUUUCAUGGAUUUGCUGGUCGAACUGAAGAACAGCGGCGCGUUGGAGAACGAAGCCGGAAAUACGCAGUUCUACAAUGAAGAGGACGCCCAAGCGGCAAAGGAAAUCGAAUUGGACGAGAACACCAUCGCCGCGCAAGCGUUCGUUUUUUUCGCCGCCGGCUAUGAAACAUCCUCCAACACAAUCGCGUUCUGCCUUCACGAGCUAGCUUUCAACCAGGAGAUCCAAGAACGGACCAGACGAGAUAUCCGCAAUGCUAUAGAGGCACGAGGUGGAAAAUUAACUUACAAGGCGGUACAGGAAAUGAAAUAUCUCGACAUGGUAAUAUUAGAGACCCUCAGAAAGUAUCCACCGGCUCCGCUGUUUUCGCGAAGGUGCGAGUACAAGUAUCAGAUACCGAAUAGCAAAGUGGAGAUACCGGCCGGCAUGCGGGUGGUCAUACCGAUUUACGGGCUUCAUCACGAUCCGAAUUAUUAUCCCAAUCCGGCAACAUUCAAUCCAGAGAGGUUCACGGAGGAGAAUAAACGCACGAGGCAUCCUUACACGUACCUUCCAUUUGGAGAAGGACCACGUAACUGCAUAGGAAUGCGGUUCGCUUUGCUGCAGAUCAAGAUAGGGAUAAUAUCGUUUCUCAAAUAUCAUCGGGUCGAGAUCUGCGACAAAUCGAACGUACCGAUCAAAUUUAGCAGACGGAGUCUCGUUACCACGAGCGAGGCUGACUUUUGGCUUUCCAUUAUGCAGUCUUCCUAGAUCUGUAAAUUUGUUUCUUUCUUUUUUUU
Odontomachus brunneus is the source of this 2714-nucleotide messenger RNA. RefSeq names its product probable cytochrome P450 6a14. The transcript is spliced from 7 exons. The coding region runs from base 1114 to 2685 and encodes 523 amino acids. The record is from RefSeq and is a predicted model, not a curated record. Gene Ontology annotation, molecular function: iron ion binding; monooxygenase activity; oxidoreductase activity, acting on paired donors, with incorporation or reduction of molecular oxygen. Lineage: Eukaryota; Metazoa; Arthropoda; Insecta; Hymenoptera; Formicidae.